AUGAACGAAUUCACUCUGGCAGGUGGCGCUGUGAUGGCAGUGGGAAUAUGGACUCUGGUGGAUAAAAGCGACUACAUCAGCCUUCUGUCCUCCAGCACCUACACGGCCGCGGCCUUCAUCCUGAUUGGUGCAGGGGCCGUCGUGGUGCUCACCGGGAUACUGGGCUGCUGCGCCACCAUCAGGGAACAAAGAGGUCUUCUUAUAGUGUUCUUUGUGCUGUUGUUGUUAAUCUUUCUUCUGGAGAUCACAGCUGGAAUUCUGGCUUACGUCUAUUAUCAGGAGUGUUUUCCUCUCUGCUACCAGCUGAACGCUGAGCUGAGAGCCGAUCUGAAAGAGAGGAUGGUGCAAAACUACCAGCAGCCUGGACAAGAGCACAUCACUAGAGCCAUCGACAACCUCCAGCAAGACCUGAAGUGUUGUGGCAGUAACAGCUCAGCGGACUGGAGGGAAGGGGCCUGGAUACAUACCUUUGCCGACAGACACCUGGUGCCCGACAGCUGCUGUAAGACCCCCACACAGGGCUGUGGAGUCAGAAACCACCCAUCCAACAUCUACAAAGUGGAGGGAGGCUGCAUAUCCAAACUAGAGGAGUUUAUUCUUCAGCAUCUGAUUAUUUUGGGCCCAGUGGGUCUUGGGAUUGCAUUCAUUCAGAUUGUGGGGAUGAUUUUUACCUGCUGCUUGUAUCAAAGUUUGAAAGAAGAAAUAUACUGAGAAAGAAGAUACUUAUUCACACCAACACCAAAAAAGCCUUCCUGCUGUCUGCAUUACUGUCUGUUACUGUUUGGUUUCAUGAAUGUGUCACAAUAACGCAGGAUGACAGCUCAAUAUGUCUUGGCUGCAGGACAGUCGUUCUGGAAAUGGAACUUAAAUUGCUUUGUUUUAAGCAAAGGUUUUUAGAAGCAGUGUGUUCAAACUUUGAUUUUUUUUUUCAAUACAAAUAAAUCAGUCGAAUUGUUUCAUUUUAUUUCUGUCAGUUUUACUCCCACAAAUGCCUUCAAAUACAUACAGAAU
Messenger RNA from Sinocyclocheilus rhinocerous, 1011 nucleotides. RefSeq names its product CD151 antigen-like. The record is from RefSeq and is a predicted model, not a curated record. Gene Ontology annotation, biological process: cell migration. NCBI's taxonomy places the organism in Eukaryota, Metazoa, Chordata, Actinopteri, Cypriniformes, Cyprinidae. The transcript is spliced from 8 exons. Gene Ontology annotation, cellular component: plasma membrane. The coding region runs from base 1 to 711 and encodes 236 amino acids.